Messenger RNA from Bolinopsis microptera, 2012 nucleotides. RefSeq names its product protein AATF-like. Gene Ontology annotation, cellular component: nucleolus; nucleus. Gene Ontology annotation, biological process: regulation of transcription by RNA polymerase II. The coding region runs from base 11 to 1399 and encodes 462 amino acids. The transcript is spliced from 2 exons. NCBI's taxonomy places the organism in Eukaryota, Metazoa, Ctenophora, Tentaculata, Lobata, Bolinopsidae. The record is from RefSeq and is a predicted model, not a curated record.
AGGUUGAGUUAUGUCGUUUCUAGAGGAGAUAUCAAAGUUGACGACUGCUGCUCCCUCUAUUGACCCGGAGCUCGUGGGAUUCGCUGAUCAAAGUGCUUUUAUUUCUUCAAAAUCUACCGCGAGACCGUACCACAUACUCGAUGACGCUGAUGUUGGAAAACCAAUAUCACGUGACGAGCUCUUUAAAACAGAUGAGAUAGAUGAAGGGGACGAGGAAGCAGCCCUCUUCUUGUCAAAAGGUUUAGAUGAUCAGAUGAUGGGGUCAGAUGACAGUGACACGGAUGGUGAGAGUGAUGAAGAUGACAUGGUGUCCAGUGAUGGAGAGGAUGGAGAGGAUGGAGAGGAAUCGGGUGAGGGCUACCAGACCGGUGAUUCAGAAGAAGAAGAUGUGGUGGCUGCGGCUGGUGGUGCGGUUGCUGAGGAAGACGGGGAAGAUGAACUUCAGAUGGUUCAGCAGAGAGAUAACUUUUCGGAAGAACAAAAACGAGAUUCAGUCAAGUUCCAGAUUAAUUGUUGGGACAAAUUAGUUCAGCUCAGGCUUAAACUGCAGCCGUGUUUACAGGAGAUAUCAAAACUGCCGCCCCCAGAAAAACGUGUGAAAUACAUGUCAGGAGAGGUGUCACAGUCUCACAGACAGAAGAUCAUGACAAACGUUCAAGGUGCCCUGGACAAGCUUCUAGAUCUUCAAGAACAGCUUAUUGGCUCUAACUCUGAGGUGAAGGCUAUUCAUUCUGGAAAGAAACCUGUGGACGAUGAUGAGAUCCCAUCUGAUACAGACGAGGAAGACGGUGAAGAAGACGAAGAAAAAAUGUCACCGAAGAAACAAAAGCGAAAACGAAAGCAAAAUUCUGAUUAUUAUUUGUCUCACGCUAAAGAAAAUAGUGAAAAGCUUGAACAAUUCAAAUCGGACACAAUUUUGCACUGGUAUGAACAGACAAAAGCAGUGGCAAAGAAGUCGUCAUUCAUGAAUAAGGAAGUCAGUGUUCUUGAUCAAAUUGAUCACAUCCUCUCAAACAAAGAACGAUUGACUACCCGAACAAAUCAAAACCGUAACACUGUCCAUUUCUUUGGAGAAUCAAACACAGAAGCAGAUUCGCAUCCCUAUAUCUUCAAUGACGACGAUUUCUAUCAGCAACUUCUUCGAGAGAUCAUCGACAAAAAGAUGGGAAAUAUCGACAAUAAUGAUCCUGACACUAUGGGUCGCCAGUGGGCAGAACUUCAAAAGCUAAAGGUAAAAACGAAAAAGAAAGCUGUGGAUACAAAAGCGAGCAAAGGCCGGAAGAUUAGGUACGAGGUGCAUUCGAAAUUGUUGGGUUUCAUGGCUCCAGUUUCAUUAGAUUCGUUGAGUGAUGGUCGACAAGACGAACUUUUUAAAUCCUUGUUUGCCUCAAAUUUGUAACGGGUCAUAUCUUUAUAAUUUUAAAAUCUUAUACGACGCAUAGUUGUUUAUUAAGUUAUUAAUAUAUUGACGAAGAACUCAAUGUUUGGUUAUGUGAUUAUAGAUUGCGAUUGAGCAUCAUCUCAUAAUAUCUGAUGAUAUACAUUUUAGUAACGUUCAGUAAUUGUGCUGGUGCCUCAGUUAAACGAAACGAAGUUGUUUUAAUGAUUCUCCAACUUAAUUUAAAAUUCAAACUGACUAAUUUCUUUACGUUAAUACAUUUGUAAGAUAUUACGUUUCUCUAAUACAAUGAUUACCUUACAAGACUUUUUUGUGGCGGACCAAUUUGCGACGACCGAAAUUUUGGCGGUCCGAAAAUAUGGCGAAAUUGAACAAAAACCGUCAAAUUUCGGACGUCACAGAAAAUAAGGGUAUUUUUCAUCAUUUUUUGUGACAGUAAGCAGUAAGGAAAUUUCUGAAAUUCGGCAAAAUCAUGUUCAAACUUAGUCUGUAUUAAGACUGUAAGACUUUCAUGUUAGCACAUACGUGUAUUUUAAUGCAAAUUUAAACUGUAUUGCUUGACAUUCAAUUCGUCAUUGGUGUGGUGAUAAUUUGUCCCAAGAUGCCAGAAUUU